Alosa alosa (allis shad) is the source of this 946-nucleotide messenger RNA. Its product is annotated as golgin subfamily A member 6-like protein 22. The coding region runs from base 1 to 816 and encodes 271 amino acids. The transcript has 6 exons. The record is from RefSeq and is a predicted model, not a curated record. NCBI's taxonomy places the organism in Eukaryota, Metazoa, Chordata, Actinopteri, Clupeiformes, Clupeidae.
AUGGACAGCCGUCAGGAGAUGGACUUAGCACUGGACAACAGGGCCAAACUGAAUGACGAAAUGCAGCAGCUCAAAAAAGAGCACACAGAUGUCCAGCUGUUGUUAGCCAAAGCAGAGAAGAACAACUUUGAAACAAAGCUGAAGCUGGACAGAGUAUCCUCUGAGAAGCACGUUCUGCUGGAGGAGAACCGAGGACUGGAGGAGGAGAGGAACAAUCUGCGGCAUCGGCUGAAGGAACUCACAGAGGAGAAUGUGAAGAUCAAAGAGAAGGAGGUGAGCUCCAGACGCAGAGCUCUAGCUGCGGAGGAGCAGAGCGAGAGGUCCAGUAAAGCGCAGCAGGAGGCCGAGCAGGCCAGGCGGCUGGCGGAGAGGGAGCGGGACGAGUGCACCAGCGAGUGCCUGGGCUGGAGGGAGAAGCACCAGACGCUGGAGAACAUCCUCAAGGCUCAGGAGGACCUCAAGGCCCAGCGCCGAAACAAAGCAUGUCAGGCAAACAUUAAGAGCUACGUCUUAUGCAUGACUGAAAGUGACCAGAGGGUUAAAAUCCUGAAGAACUCAGAUGGUGCCCCAAGGAACUUUACGGAAGGAGAUCCUGUGUAUAUCUCCACGCCAGAACCAGCCAGUGAUGACACAGAGACAAGCUCAUCAUCAAGGACCAUGUUCAGAGUGUCUGCACCUCGGGCAGGGAGGGACUCUGGUCCCUCUUACUUCAGUGACCUUUCACCCAUGGCAGCAGAAACUCCGUUGGACCCAUGGCCUGCUAGGAGGAGCAGGAAAGUGGUGGAAUACUUCUGGAUCCCCACGGAUGAGGAAUGACUUCAUCAGGAUUUGAAUGGAGAUGCUGGUUGAAUCAGUGUAGUAGGCUCUACUCAUGUGUAGAUUCUCAAAUGACUGCUAGAAAAAAAUAAGUGAUCAAGUGUUUACCUUUAAUGAGUUAAGCAACAGU